Adelges cooleyi (spruce gall adelgid) is the source of this 2940-nucleotide messenger RNA. RefSeq names its product ubiquitin carboxyl-terminal hydrolase 5 (gene Usp5). The coding region runs from base 320 to 2764 and encodes 814 amino acids. NCBI's taxonomy places the organism in Eukaryota, Metazoa, Arthropoda, Insecta, Hemiptera, Adelgidae. Gene Ontology annotation, molecular function: protein binding; cysteine-type deubiquitinase activity; zinc ion binding. The record is from RefSeq and is a predicted model, not a curated record. Gene Ontology annotation, biological process: protein deubiquitination. The transcript has 15 exons.
UAUGAAUAUUUCCGGCUUGUAAUAACAAUGUCAUAAUUUCUUAUUGUUAAUAAUACCCUAUUAAAUAAGCGAUUAUUACGUUAUUAGCAAUAAUAAACCGUAUUAUUAUUUAAUAUUUAUUAUUCUAUUUUUGGUUAUAAAUACUUUUUCUCGAACUCGCUCAUUCGAUACACAAUAAUAUUUAUUAUUUACCCGUAGAAGAGAGCAGGAGUGUGUUGUCUAUUGAACUUGCCGAUUGAUUUUUUUUUUUUUCAAUAAUAUUUUAUUAUACCUAAUAUAUUACUAUUACACACAGUCGACGUCGUAUAUUUUGUUUAAAAUGGAUAGUGCCGCCAUCAAGUCGGUACUGGAAAAUUACGAUGCUCGCGUGCCGAAAGACACCGACCGGGUGUACAAAGACGAAUGUCUUUAUUCGUUUGAUUCGCCUGAUUACGAAACUGGACUUUAUAUUUGUUUGCAAACGUUUGUCGGGCUCGGUCGAGAAUACGUCGAACGAUAUUACAACAAGACGGGAUGUUCGGUUUUUCUGCACAUGCUUCGCGAUAAAAUUGAGGUUGAAACCAAAAUGACUCAGGUAGGAGAUGCGCCGACCGAACGAAAGAUCACCAGGCUGGCGAUCGGAGUGGACGGCGGUUUCGACCCGGACGCGGAGAACAAGAAGUACAAAACAAUAGAGAAAUACUCCAUCGUGGUGCUGCCCAAUUUCGAGUCCAUACCGUUUGAAACUAACGAGUUGCCGCAAAAAGUGAUCGAUUCGGUCAAAGGUAUUAUCGAAGCUAAAUCGGCUAAUUAUUUGGCCGAGUUAGAAAGUUUGUCCGGCACUUGGGACGGAGAAAUAAGACUGAAAACCAAAUACGCUGACAUAGAACAGUUAAACAACGGCAAAAAAAUUCCCCCCAGCGGUUGGAAAUGUGAAUUUGAAAAUUGCGACAUUGAUAAUAAUUUAUGGCUUAACUUGACGGACGGUUCAAUCUACUGUGGGCGUAAAUUUUUCGACGGUUCAGGAGGAAACGGUCAUGCGACUCUUCAUUACGAGGAAACUAAACAUCCACUCGCCGUAAAGCUUGGCACAAUCACAAAAGACGGCAAAGGAGACGUGUACAGUUAUCCGGAAGACGAUAUGGUCGAAAAUCCAAAUCUCGUAAAACAUCUAUUGCACUUUGGUAUCAACAUUUCUACAUUAGAAAAGACCGAAAAAUCUAUGGUGGAACUGGAAUUGGAUCUAAACCAGAAAUUCGGCGAAUGGGCGACGUUGCAAGAGAGCGGCGCCGAACUAAAACCGAUAUUCGGACCGGGAUACACGGGCAUGCACAAUUUGGGCAACUCUUGUUACAUGAACAGUAUCAUGCAAGUUUUGUUCUCCAUAUCGGACUUCACCGACAAGUAUUACCUUGGAUCGAGAAAUAUAUUUGAUAUGUGCACCGAUAAUCCAGUUGAAAAUUUCGACGUGCAAAUGGCGAAGCUUGCACACGGUUUGUGUUCUGGAAGGUACUCUAUGCCGCCGCCGGAGGUCAUAGAAGGCAAGAAAAAGUAUUGGCACCACGGGGUCAGACCCAACACUAUUAAGACGUUGAUCGGAAAGGGACAUCCGGAGUUUGCCACCAAGAAGCAGCAGGAUGCUCAAGAAUUCUUCUUGUAUUUAGUUUCUCUGAUUGAGCGCCAUAGUCAGCGGUCGGAAAAUCCCGCGGAAAGCUUCAAGUUCAACAUCGAGGAACGUUAUCAAUGUUCAACUACCGGACAAAUUAAGUACACAUAUCGCCCCGAGUACUGUUUGCCGUUGUCUAUUCCUCUAGAAGCGGCCAUAAACAAGGCCGACGUAUUGGAAUACGAGAAACGGUUAAUCGAAAACGAAGGAUUAGGCGAAACUGGUAAAAAAAACGUCAACGAAAUCGUUCGACCUCGUAUCAAAGUGUCUUCGUGUCUAGAAGCGUUUAGUCAGUCUGAAGUCAUUGAACAAUUCUUUAACGCCGCAUUGAACCAAAGAACUACGGCUCAAAAGACUACGAGACUGGCAACAUUUCCCGAUCAUCUGAUGAUACAUUUGAAAAAGUUUUCUCUCCGCGAAGACUGGACGCCCAUCAAGUUGGACUGCGCUGUUGAGAUGCCCGAACAAUUGGAUAUUGGCCAUUUGAAGGGAAACGGUCCUCAGGAAGGGGAAAAUAUAUUGCCGGAAACGAUCGAUGCUCCUCCUCCGUUCGUGUUUGACCCCAGCGUCAUGUCCGAACUAAACCAAAUGGGCUUUCCGCCCGAAGCUUGCAAACGAGCCGUAUUUUACACGAAAAACCGAGGACUGAACGACGCGUCCAACUGGCUAAUGGAACAUAUUUCAGAUUCAGAUUUCGACGCACCUUUCGUGCCGCCAGGAGCCGAAUCCAAAUCUUGUGGUUUCGAGCCGAACGAAGAAGCCGCCACCAUGAUCAUGUCUAUGGGAUUCGAACGAAGUCACGUGAUAUCCGCAUUGAAAGCCACUGAAAACAAUCUGGAUCGAGCUCUCGACUGGAUCAUGAGUCACGGACCCGAAGACGUCAGCGCGUUGAUUGACGCUCCGGCCAGUUCGGUGCCGACGUACAGAGACGGACAAGGAGUUUACAAACUUAUGGCUUUGAUAUCGCACAUGGGCAGUUCCUCGACCGUCGGACACUAUGUGUGUCAUAUUAAAAAAGAAGGCCGCUGGGUUAUAUUCAACGAUGAAAAAGUAGCGGUGUCUCAAAACCCUCCGCUCGAUCUUGGCUACUUGUAUAUUUACAAAAGAAUCAACUGUUGAAAAGUCGUUUAAAAAAUUAUUAAUCGUCGCGAGAUUGUUAUCAUUUUUUUCGUACAUACUUUUUUGUAUUUAAUAUCAUUUUUAUAUUGCUCUUAUCCUAUAAGUUAAAUAUGUAUUUUGAACUGUAAAUUGUAUCCAUAAACGAAAAUAAUUAAAAAAAUAUAUUUUUUACAAUA